GUUCUAGCAAUUCUGUUCUGCCAGUUGUUUUUUUAGGUUCGCAUUAAAGUAUGGAGUCGCUCAUUCUAGCAGAAGAAGUAGCUUUAUCAUCGUCACAAUGUUAUAUCGCUGGCUGUGGCGUGUUCUGCUAGGCUUAGCGGGUCUUCGGAAAAAUGGCCGCCUCAGUCAGACACGCUGGAAUGAGAUGACGUCCUCUAGUGGCGGGACAUGUACCCGCGCCUUCUAAGGUGCUGUGACGACGAAGAAGAAGGGUGUUGGUGGAUGAGAAAUACAAUGUCACGUUCAAAUAUUGUUCUACCACCUUACCCUGUCCAGCUUGGAUCAAUAAAAUUUGACUCCUGUGAAAAACGGCUUCAUGAAUAUGUAAAAAGUGGGAACUAUGUCAAAGCUAAACAAAUGCUUAAGAAAGGAAUCCUACCUGAUUCAGUAAAUUCUCUUGGACAAACGCCAUUGUUUGUUGCUGCAUUACUUGGGCUCCAAAAGAUAGUUGAUUUACUCUUGGAAUAUGGAUCCAAUCCAAACCAGCGCUGUUUUGAUUGGAGCACCCCUGUCCAUGCAGCAGCAUUUUCCUGUAACCAGUGGAUUAUGAGCCAGCUUAUUGAUGCAGGAGGAGAUUUACGACUUCAUGAUGAAAUGUCCAGAAGACCAUAUGACUGGGCCAUUAUGGCAGGAAGAGAUCAACAUGCUCAGAUGCUGGAGUUCAUUGAUCAAUGCUCUGCACAUAUGCAUGUUUUGAUCCAUGGCUUUAAUUGCAAAUCCAAAAAUAUUAUUUCAUCACAAGAACUCAUAAAUAGUUCAUCUCUGAUUGGACGUCUUUCACCAAGAAAAGUUGUUAAAUCUCUCGCAAAAGACCAUAAGUGUAAAAGUAUUUCAAUAAAGAGAAUGUGUAGCUUUGGAUAUGGAGAGCUUUUCUUAAUAGACAGACAGGUUGGCUUUAUAGCAACAGUUCCUUUAAUUGAAGAUAAAAGUGUUGUACAGGAUGACUGCAAGCCUGCUUUCUGCUUUGCUGCUGGACCGUAUACGACAAUGACAAAUUUGAUGUGGGGGUGUACAGAAGUUACAGUAAAGGGCCUCAAAGUGAUGACUCAUGAAAACUGCAGUAAGGAGCGCUUUGCUGAUCUUCUUAUAGAGGAACAGAAAAAUAUCAGUAAUCUACACCAUCCUUUUAUUCUCCAUCUAUUAGCUGUGUGCACCUCAUCCACUCUGGAGAGAACAAGCCUUGUAUUUGAGAGGAUCAAUUUUGGUUCCUUAUACCACAUUUUACAUGAAAAGCGCUCAGAGUGCCCAAUAUUGCCAAUGGAAACUAUAUUGAACCUACUACUUCAAGCAAUUGAUGCCCUCAUGUUCCUUCACUGGCGUGGUUUUGUUCACUGCUCCUUUUCCUCGCAUGCCAUACAGGUUGUAUCUGCAGGGCAGGCAAAGAUAAGCCACUUUGAAUACAUGAUACAAAGCAAUGAUGGCAGAACACACAAUGAGGUUGCGUGUUUCCCUAUUCCUGAUCAGCUGUAUCGCUGGUCAUCUCCAGAAAUAAUUUUACGAAACAGUGUGACUAUGAAGUCUGAUCUGUACAGCUUUUGUGCAGUCAUGCAGGAAAGUUUAACAGACUGUCUUCCAUGGGAUGGACUGGAUGCCCCAGCUAUUAAGCAUGCAAUGGUUUCAGGUCGUUACUUGGAAGCUGAUCCAAGGCUCUUUAAGCCUUUUGAUACAAUUACAUGUACAGGUCUACAGGCCAGGCCUAAACAAAGAACGAUCAAUCUGCAGGACAUCAAAUACCUAAUUAAGAAUGAUUUCAAGGAUGCAGCUGAUAGACCGACACACAUUUUAAGGAGUGUUAAUACAGAGAGACUAGGAGAUAAUAGUAUACAGCAUGCACAGCAACCAUGUCCCGGUGAGUUGGAAACAGAAACCAUGUAUAAAAUAGCAGAAAAGGCAGAUACAGAAGACAAUUACACAUGGUUACCAGAGAAUAAAAGUCUCAGUAGUACUGAAGAUUUUGAAAAGCAAGAUUUUAUCAACUCAUCAUCAUCAUCAUCAUCAUCACAACACUAUGCAUAUGAGACAAGUUUAAAUUCAGAUUUAGAGGAAGACACUGAUUAUGAGAGCUCAGAACCAGAUGCCACAUGUCAGAUUGCAUCACAAAGAAUUGAGGAUGGAUUGACUUCCAUCCUGGCUCAUCAAAAAUCUACUUUGAACAAUCUUUUGUACAUUCAGGAGUUUAUUCCAAUGUCUAUAAUGGCUCUUCAUGAUGGAGAAACAUUUCAACAGCCUGAAAAUGUCCAGACAAGGGAAACGGCAAAGUGUUUUCCUCACACAAGUACAGAUGAGGUAGAUGGUACAGUACCACAAUGUUCAAGUAAAUUUUACGCUGGAUGCUCUGCUGUUGCCCCACCUCAAUUGCAUUAUGUGCCCCCUGACAUUGCUUCAGAUUCUAGAAAUGUGUUUGUUGAAGCGCAGAAGGCCCCACCAAUAACACAGAGUGAGUGCUUUGGAGGAACUCGGAGAAAGACCAUAAAGAAAAAUGGGAAGACUCCUCAAAAUCCAGUAACCACUCAGAUUUACACUUGCGUAGCUUCAAAUAUGUCUGGAAACUCUGAAUCUGAAGAUGAUGCUCUUUUUGGAAAACGAUAUGACACAAAGGGAAGUUCCACUCAGCAGUUACCAACAAUUUCAUUUAAUGGGCAUAGAAAAGCAUCAGACUGGUCUUUACAGUCAAGCAGAACGUUUCCACAUAGCAAGCAGAUGGGUGAAUGUGCCAGUAAUAAUGAAAGAGGAAAGAAUCUUCAAGGAUCUUUCAUAGUGUGCAGACAGGAGGACAAAGAUGGCAAACUGGAGAAAUUGUGUCACGUUGCAGCUAGAAGAUGCCCUUCUCCAGUAGAUGAGGAAUCCUGUGCUACCGUAACAGAAAUUAUUCCACCUGCACAGGAUACUUUUAAGGAUACAGAUGACAGCUCAGAGACCAGUUAUUUUACACCAGAACUUGAAUUGUCUGUUGAGAAUUCUCAAGAAAAGCAUUCAAAUUCUAGAGGACAAGAUACACCAGAGCAAAGCUCAUCAGACCACAGCGAAAGUAGUAUACUCACUACAGAAGAAAGAAACCAGACUGUAUGUUAUGCCAGGAACAGGACAUUUGAAAAGGAUAUGCCAAUUGUGACAACAUUUAGUUUGUCACCAGAUUCAAGAUCAAUUAUUGAUGUAGAGGGGCUAUCAACCAUUUUGUUGGACCUUAAAAGCCCUGCAAAGCACUUCACUCCCUCCAAAUCCAUAGAGGCUUCAACUAGACACAGCACUCCAGUCAACCAAGCUACGUGUUCCAAAAUAAGACCACUACAAAAAGAGAAAAGUCUUGAAACAUCUUGUUGGGAAAGCUUGAAAUCAUAUAAAUCUACCAAAUCCUCUGUGACAUUUUUGUCUGCAGAAUAUGACGAUAAUUUUGUGGAUCAGCUUCAGGAAAAGGUAACAGAUGUACAGGAGACUUUCAUCAAGAACCAAGGAUUAGUUUGUAUUGUAGGUUCUUUGGAAAAUUCAGAAGGCAAUAAUUUACUAAGUAAAACAGAUUGUGAAUGCCAAAAUAUGGAUAUCUCUUCUCUUUCAAGUGAGAACGAAAAGACCAACAAUUGUGGGUAAACCGAUAAGCAGAAUUGAUGUGCCAAGUAAAGCUAGAUAACUGGCCCCUUUCUUUCUAUUUAAUAAUUUGUUCUAUGUUCAAAUGACAUAAGAAUGUUUGUCAAAAGGUUAUUAGUGGUUUGACGUCACGUGAUGCAUUUUGUUCAUACUGUUAAAAAGUUAAUAAAAAACUGUUUGUUGCA
Messenger RNA from Rana temporaria (common frog), 3806 nucleotides. RefSeq names its product testis expressed 14, intercellular bridge forming factor (gene TEX14). NCBI's taxonomy places the organism in Eukaryota, Metazoa, Chordata, Amphibia, Anura, Ranidae. Bases 208 to 3624 code for a protein of 1138 amino acids. Gene Ontology annotation, biological process: attachment of spindle microtubules to kinetochore; male meiotic nuclear division; intercellular bridge organization. Gene Ontology annotation, molecular function: ATP binding; protein kinase activity; protein binding. The record is from RefSeq and is a predicted model, not a curated record. The transcript has 27 exons. Gene Ontology annotation, cellular component: intercellular bridge; midbody; kinetochore.